UUCUAGCCCGUCUAGAUUGCGAGAGACGACGCUGAUGGGGGGCUGAAAGGGGGAUUCAUGGUUGCAUUUCCGUCGCUUGAGCUUCUACAUAUCUGUUGCCCAAUGGGAACUGCGCUUGUUGUUGUCCGCGUUAUGUCGCUUGUUUAGCCCAUGGUCCCAUCAUCUCUGAUGAUUCCAAUGCCACCACCGCCUCUUGUACUACUGCAAUCAAGCAUGCUUCUUGCGUUGGUCCUCGCGCUUGCUAGGUUUCGUCCGGUCAACAAAUCCGCGCGGGCGGUGCCGCGAAGGAUGGGACAGCACCAUCGGACUGAGACUCUGAUGCAUACUUACAUGCAGAGUUGUUCCACACCCCCCUUGGACAUCAUGUAUGACUUGGCUGCACCGUCAAUCGCUCAAUUGCAUCAAGCUUUUCUCCACUCCGGCCUGACGCACUUGCUUGUCUUUGCCAUAUCAUCAAGCAAGGACUGGGAUCACGAUGAAGGGGGUGGCGUGUUUACGGGAUAGCCCGCUCUUCUAGCUAUGCGUUUGUUGGUUGUGACCUGCAGCUAGAAUGAGUUGUGAUGAACCCAUCCAUCAACUAGUCUCCGGUGAGGUAUUGCCGAUGAUCGUCUGUACAACAAUGUUGCUAGUUUGCUGAGCACAUGCCGCGGCCGCGUUUACGGCCCCCUGAUCUCGCUGUCUGCCUUUGAUCUCCGCCUCGCUGCAAGGUCGAAACUAUCGAGCUUCCCAACAAAGACCACCUAGGUUUGUGGCGGCAUGUAGGUGACUGCUAA
This is a messenger RNA of Trichoderma asperellum CBS 433.97, 773 nucleotides long. RefSeq lists its product as uncharacterized. The record is from RefSeq and is a predicted model, not a curated record. NCBI's taxonomy places the organism in Eukaryota, Fungi, Ascomycota, Sordariomycetes, Hypocreales, Hypocreaceae.